UCUCCACGGUCUCAAGAUGCCCCAGAGGGGUAGGAGUGGAAGCGGCCGUUAUCCUCUGGAGGUUAAAGCUGUUGGAGUCCUUCAACAUGGGAAAUUCAAGCAUAAUAUGUUUACGGUCUUGUGGUCGGACCGUAACGAUAUUCUGAUUUACCGAAUGUUUGAAGACUUCAAGAAGUUAAACCGACAGCUGAAGAAGAAAUUCCCUCUGGAGUCCGGAUUCUUCAAAAAGUCCGAGUGUGUCCUCCCUAAACUGAAAGACGUUCCAAUCUUUCGACGGAACAGAAACACGAACCGUUUCAUCGAGAGGCUCCGGCUUCUUGAGGUCUACUCCUCGGACCUUCUGAAAACCGACGGGAAAAUCUCACAGUCCGAAGAAGUCUUCAAGUUCUUCGCCCCGAGCAAUUAUGACCUUAAUCCAACCUUUCCAGAAAACAGCUUGGUGAUCAUGCCAUCAGAUGCAAGGGAGCAGAACAAAGAACCCCCGAAACCGCUGCCGGAACCCCCGGCCAAGGGACCCAUCAUCUCCCAGCAGUAUGUGUGUAUAGAAGACUAUGAGACCAAAGACACCAAGAACAGGCCCUUCAAGGUGAAACGCAACGAGCUUCUGGGUGUGUUGAUCAAGGAAAGCUCAGGCUGGUGGUUGGUGGAGAAUGAGGAGAAGAGGGUUGCUUGGUUUCCCGCUCCUUUUCUCAAAGACCUUGAAAGCAACGAGGAUUCAAAUUCAGGAGCAGAUUCUGACUAUGAUGGAGUCGUUUACUACGCAUCGAAAGGGUAUGAAGCCAUGAGCUCUGAUGAGCUGACCAUCAGCAUCGGAGUCAUUGUGGAAGUCAUGGAGAAAUCCAUCAACGGCUGGUGGCUGGUCAGGUAUAACGGAAGAACCGGAUACGUCCCUUCAAUGUAUCUAAAACCUUACAACACUUACCAGCAACUUCAAAGCAUGAUCACUCAGGGCAAAUGUACGUCCACCCUUAACCUUUCCAAAGCCACCAGUUCCUUGGCCUUGAACGCAUUAGCGGGAGGCUGGAGGUCUCAGGAUGACCAUCACGUGACCUCCACCAACGACGAUGACAGAAGGAACAUCCAGAAACUGGACAGAAGGAAGUCCCGGUCUCUCUACGGUUUGUCGACGAACAUGCAGCGUGAAUUGGCUUCACCAGUGACCGCUAACCCAGACUGGACGCCUAUCCCAAAGCAGAGGAAAAACUAUAAGGAACCCGAGGCGAUAGCCAAGCCACAAAAAAGUUACGAUGUGAUUACAACCGACGCUUCCCGGAAGCCUGUGCCUUCCCCCCAACCUCAACACCCUCAGGCAGCAAUGCAGACGCCCAAACCAAAGAGAGAUGAAGACUCCCGAUCCAAGACACCGGCACAGCACACGUACGACAGGAUUUUAACCAACGCGUCUCCAACGCCCACCUCUUACCCUCAACCACAGCGCCCUCAGGUCCCCAAACGGCCCAAACCGCACGAGAUUUUGCACAAGUGCACGACUGUGACAAAGACUGCCCUGCAAGCUCAGGCAGAACCCUACCUCUCCAGCGCUAAUUAAUUAGUAAUUAGUGAAAAAAAAAUCUAUUCGGAAAAAAAAAAACUAUUUCAUGCUUAUGUAUUUUAUUUAUUUUACCAAUGUCCUGUGUAUUCACUAAGUGAACGGUUGCCUACAUCCAAGUACUUCCUACUUUUUUAUUGUUAAAUAAAUAUUUUCAUAUAAA
Messenger RNA from Spea bombifrons (plains spadefoot toad), 1712 nucleotides. Its product is annotated as NADPH oxidase organizer 1-like. Gene Ontology annotation, biological process: superoxide anion generation. The transcript has 8 exons. NCBI's taxonomy places the organism in Eukaryota, Metazoa, Chordata, Amphibia, Anura, Pelobatidae. Bases 17 to 1549 code for a protein of 510 amino acids. The record is from RefSeq and is a predicted model, not a curated record. Gene Ontology annotation, molecular function: protein binding; phosphatidylinositol binding; superoxide-generating NADPH oxidase activator activity.